AUGUCGCGGAGAAAUAAGCCAUCUCUCGUCCCUGCUGGCAUUUACAUAAGACAGCUCCAUGCGUAUCGUUGCAAGCGGCGCCAGAACCUUUGUACAACUCAAGACACUCCAGCACGUUCCAGACAAUCAAUCGCCAUGAGAAUCUCCAGCCUGUUGAUAGGCCUUAUGGCCCUCUGCCCCGUGCAGAGCGCUACCCUUGGGGCCGAUCACCAGCUCAUCAAACGAGCAUCGCUGACCCAGGUGCAGAACUUCGGCACCAACCCGUCUGGAAUCAAAAUGUUCAUCUACGUGCCCCAGAAGCUGCAAGCAAAGCCACCCGUCCUUCUCGUGCUUCAUGCGUGCGCGUGGACGGCAGGCAGUUUCUUUGGGACGACAAAAUAUGGGCAGCUUGCCGAUCAACAUGGCUACGUACUCAUCUAUGGUCAAACACCAACCGACGGCGCAUGCUGGGAUGUCUCGUCUAAACAGUCGUUGACUCAUGAUGGUGGUAGUGAUAGCACGGGGCUGGCAAACAUGGUUAGAUACGCCCUGCAAGUUUACAAUGGCGAUGCUAGUAGAGUCUACGUCACCGGCGAAUCUUCUGGUGCCAUGAUGACUCAAGUAAUGGCAGCUGUAUACCCGGACAUGUUCGCCGCCGCGUCCGAAUUCAGCGGUGAGCCCGCAGGCUGUUUUUAUACAGGCACCGUUCGCGGGUGGAACAGCCAAUGCGCUGGUGGCCAGCUGCACAAGACGUCUGCUCAGUGGGCUGCAGACGUUCGCGCCAUGUAUCCUGGCUACACUGGACAAUACCCAAGAAUGCAAGUCUACCACGGGGACGCAGACACGACGCUCAACAUUGCGAGCUUCAACGAGUCCAUCAAGGAGUGGUCUGGAAUUCAUGGAUACUCUGAAAACCCAACUUCGUCGCAGAGCAAUAGUCCUGGGAAUAAGCUUACCAGAUACAUCUACGGUGAUCGAUUGCAGGGUAUUUGGGGACAUGGCAUCGGCCACGUUGUGCCUACUAAUGAAACUGAGGCGUUGAAGUGGUUUGGUAUUACUGGAAGCAACUAG
Molecule: messenger RNA, 1050 nt
Organism: Periconia digitata
Lineage: Eukaryota; Fungi; Ascomycota; Dothideomycetes; Pleosporales; Periconiaceae
Source: the annotation of a GenBank genome assembly